AUGCCGAUACAAUCUGAUAUGGAACCGGAAUUUCUUCAAGCACUGGAGAAUCACACCGUGACACAAGGUCGUGACGUACAUUUCACCUGCGUAGUGAAUCAUCUCUCAAAUUACAGGGUAGCGUGGAUAAAAUCCGACUCAAAGGCUAUUCUAGCCAUUCACACAAAUAUGGUGGCGCUAAACCCCCGGCUCUCUGUCACGUACAACAACCACAAUACUUGGAAACUGCACGUGAGCAACGUACAGGCCAACGACUCAGGCACCUACAUGUGCCAAGUGAACACAGACCCUAUGAAGAGUCAGAUGGGCUACUUAUCCGUGGUGAUACCACCGGACAUAGUGGACACGGUAGCUGAAGGAAGCACUGCACAGGAGGGCGGCAGCGUGCGGUUGACAUGCACCGCGACGGGAGAACCGCCGCCGACUGUCAUGUGGCGACGGGAACACAACAGGCCCAUCGUGUUCCGACACGAUGGUGGCAGGGAGAGAAGAGGUCAGUCAGUCAGUUAUGGUUUAGGUCUGUCGCAAAAGGCAGCAAUGCAUAGGUGGGCGGCUUCAUGCGGUUGGCAUGCAUCGCGACGGGAGAACCACCGCCAACUGUCAUUUGGCGAUAGGACCACAACAAGCCCAUCGUGUUCUGACACGAUGGUGGCCGGGAGAGGAGAGGUCGGUCAGUUAGUGUUUAUAUAUAUUGCUGAAGGUAGCACUGCGCAGGAGGGCGUGAGUGCAGAGGAGUGCGUGUGGUUGACAUGCACGGCGACGGCGACGGGAGAACCAACGCCGAAAUGUCAUGUGGCGGCGAGAAAUGCGAAACGAACAUAG
Molecule: messenger RNA, 822 nt
Organism: Chilo suppressalis (striped riceborer)
Lineage: Eukaryota; Metazoa; Arthropoda; Insecta; Lepidoptera; Crambidae
Source: the annotation of a GenBank genome assembly